This is a messenger RNA of Guyanagaster necrorhizus, 546 nucleotides long. RefSeq lists its product as uncharacterized. Gene Ontology annotation, cellular component: membrane. Gene Ontology annotation, molecular function: carbohydrate:proton symporter activity. Gene Ontology annotation, biological process: transmembrane transport; carbohydrate transport. The transcript has 3 exons. The record is from RefSeq and is a predicted model, not a curated record. Lineage: Eukaryota; Fungi; Basidiomycota; Agaricomycetes; Agaricales; Physalacriaceae. The coding region runs from base 59 to 262 and encodes 67 amino acids.
CUCCGAGUGUUCGCCCAAAGAAGUUCGAGGACGAAUCAACGGGAUGUUCCAGAUCAUGAUGGCCACUGGAGUUAUGCUGUCCUACUUCAUAAAUUACGGUAUCGGCACCCAUUUCCAGCGGCAGAACGUAUGGAGAAUCCUAUUCGGGGUCCAGCUCGUGCCGGCUAGUAUCAUGGCCUUCGGCUUGUUGACUAUCAAGGAAUCGCCUCGUUGGCUUGCGUCAGUUAACCGAAAAGAUGGUGCCCUCAAGAACCUUGCCUAGCUGCGAAGACUUCCACCCACCUCUGAGCAAAUCCUGCACGAGAUGGCCGAAAUCGAUGCUGUUGCUGAGGAAGAGCGCUUGGCUCGCGAGGAUCUGCAGUGGAAAGAAGUAUUUUUUGGAGUAUAUGGCGUCGUCAAACUGGCAUCCACGUUGUUGUUCGUGAAUCCAAGAGUCGCCACUUCUACUACAAUCCAAAAUUUUUAUACUUAUCUUCCCCUCACCUUGUCCAACCUCCUAUUCAUCUUCCAACUUCGACAUUGACAUCGAUGGUUGAAGGCGCAGUG